AUGACAACUCUUCAACCAACAAGAGGAAAGCCCAUAAUGCUGGGACCGAACAGCAACGCUUGGUGUGCCUAUCACAGGGCUAAGGGACACGAUACGGAGAUGUAUUUCAGGUUGAGGGAUCUCAUCGAAGAAUUGAUUAGGAGUGGUCACCUGCGAAAAUUCAUUGACGACGCCGCCCAAGGACGAGUUGUCGUGCCCAAGGUACUGAGCCAGGAUUCUAAAGAGCCGUCAGGGCGGGUUUGGGUGUUACAUGACGAAGACCAAACAAGGGCGAGGAUCGCAGUAAACACUAUUGCAGGUGGAUUUUCGGGAGGAGGCGUCUCCAGCAACGCUAGGAAAAAGUAUGCUAGAAGCGUAACUCAUGAAAUCUAUCUAGUGGGGAAUACACCCUCUUCGCCAGUACCAGACAUAUCAUUCACAACUAAGGAUGGUCAAGGAGUAUUCCCACAUGAUGAUGAUCCUUUGGUCAUUCAAGUGCAAAUUCUGAAUUGUGAUGUGAAAAGGGUCUUGAUCGAUUCCGGCAGUUCGGCGGAUGUUAUGUAUUGGGAAGCUUUCAAAGCAAUGCAGUUGGCUGAGGAGCAGUUACAGCCGUACGUGGGAACCUAA
Molecule: messenger RNA, 606 nt
Organism: Trifolium pratense (red clover)
Lineage: Eukaryota; Viridiplantae; Streptophyta; Magnoliopsida; Fabales; Fabaceae
Exons: 2
Coding region: 1-606 (201 amino acids)
Source: RefSeq, a predicted model, not a curated record